Rhagoletis zephyria (snowberry fruit fly) is the source of this 1419-nucleotide messenger RNA. Lineage: Eukaryota; Metazoa; Arthropoda; Insecta; Diptera; Tephritidae. The record is from RefSeq and is a predicted model, not a curated record.
AUGAAGCUGUACGAGGCCUGUACGGCGCUGCUGAACGGCACCGAGGAGGAGAAGUCUUCAGCUUCAACGGAGGAGAAAACCUCCAAAACAACCACCACCCCAAAGAAGAAGGGCGAAGAGGACGUGAAGAAGUGGGCCGCCGACGGCCUCGCCUACCUCUCCCUGGACGCCGACGUGAAGGAGGCGCUCAUCGACGACCGCCGCUCGCUGGCGGCCCUCGUCGAGCUGGGCCAGCGCGGCGACCUCUCCGUCCUCUUCGGCGUCGUCACCACCUUCGUCAACCUGACCAACAGCUACGACAAGGAGGAGCUGCUGCCGGAGCUGGUGGAGCUGGCCAAGUUCAGCAAGCACCACGUCCCGGAGGAGCACGAGAUGGACGCGGCGGAGUUUGUCGCCGGCCGCUGUCGGGCGCUGGCCGAGCUGCACGUCACCGCCGCCCUGGUCGCCCUCACCCGCUCCCACUCGAAGACCAGCCGGGAGAGCAUCAGCCGCGUCUUCAACGCCCUCGUCGAGGUGAAGGAACUGCGGGGGCAGGUGGUGCAGGAGGGCGGCGUGGCCGCUCUGCUAAAACUGGCCACCGAGCAGAACACCGACCUGGGGAAGCAGCUGGCCGGGCAGGCGCUGGCCCGCAUCGCCAUCACCAACGACCCCAAGGUGGUCUUCCGCGACCAGCGGUCGGUGGAGGUGGUCGGACCGAUCAUGGCCCUCCUCCACCCCGACCGCAAGGGCCUGCAGAACUUUGAGGCGCUGAUGGCGCUGACGAACCUGGCGCAGACCAGCCCUGCAGUCCGCAAUCGCAUCCUCAAGGACGGCGGCUUCGCCUCCAUUGAGCAGUACGCCUACGAGGAGCACCGGGAGCUUCGCCGGGCGGCCGUCCAGUGCAUCGUCAACCUGAUCCUCUCCGAGGCGGUGGUGAAGUACUACGAGGCGGAGGGCAGCGACCGCACCAAGUACCUCGUCCUCCUCUGCAGCAGCAUCUGCGGCGGUCUGAGCGACGAGGAGGAGGAGAAGGAGGAGGAAGAUAAAGACAGCAAAGAAGGAGGGGCGGAAGAAGAGGACGUCGACCUGGAGACGGUCUCGGCGGCGGCGGGCGCCCUCGCCAUGCUCACCUCCGUCUCGUCGAAGGCCGCCCUGAAGGUCUUCACGGCGAAGCACUGGCUGCCCACGCUGAUCGCCCUCGUCAGCAGCAAGAACUUCGACCUGGCGCACCGCGGCGUCGUCGUGGUGCACAAUCUGAUCGCCGCCAGCGAGGAGGCGGCGGCGAAGGUGGUGGAGGGCCCCCUGCUCGAGCUGCUGAUGGCCAUCGUCCGGCCCGAGGUGGACGACAUCCCCGAGAAGAUCAAGGAGGUGGCGAGGGAGGCGCUGGCCAGGGCGGAGGAGCUGAAGCUCAUUAAGAACAUUGAGAAGCUGUCCACGUAG